Molecule: messenger RNA, 1302 nt
Organism: Mycena citricolor
Lineage: Eukaryota; Fungi; Basidiomycota; Agaricomycetes; Agaricales; Mycenaceae
Source: the annotation of a GenBank genome assembly
GUGAAUUAGACGCGUUCUUACGCGUUCUUACGUGUGCGCUAGCCACCUAGCUCGACCCGCGUGCACUUCCAUCUUUUGCUCGCGCUCAAAAGCACGGCGCGCGUCGCACUCGGGAGCAAUGAGCUAGGCAGGUCCGGAUUUGCCGCAGAUCCGACGUGCCUCCAGUUCCAUUCCAAAUAAUCAUCUGCUUCGGUCGUUUCCUAUGGCCAAAUUGUUGCCGGUGUCUGCAUCAAUCGGGCUGCGUGAAAAGCCGCGAGCUGCUGCAAGACAAUCUCCGCUCAGGAGACAAGGAUUGAAUACACAACUAUAUUUCAGGGAACACCAGGGGCAACCCGCAGACGCGAAGAGCGGCAAGAAGACUUGGAAGCCCUUGAGCGUAGUCACUCCUCGGUCUUAAGUUUCGGACCCUUCACAAUCAUCACAUUUUUUUAGAUUGAUCAACGCUGCGCCAGGCGGUUGCUUUCGUCGUCGUCGGUCCCCGUCCCCGGUAUGCCUUCUCUUCGCCGCUCCCUUUCUUCGCCUGUGGUUCGCAGCACCCCGUACUCUUCCUCUGGGACGCGCUCCCAGGGCAGCGGUGGUCAUCGUCGUUCCUCGGGCUCAGAAACCAACAUCAGACGGGUUCUCGCUGAUUUGGACUGGUGGAGCGUCACUCAAGGUCAAACGGAGCCUAUGCUCCCUGAGCAAGAGCAGGAGGAGGAGGAAGACGCCGACGGCUCCGAACAAGACAACAUCCCGGCCGUCACCCCGGCCGGCGUUGAUCUUGGUGUUGAGCAUCUGGACACGCAUGAUCUGUGGAUCUCUUUUGGGUUGGGUUCGUCGGAAGCGCCAGUCGCGGAGAUGGCUGCGCUCGCUAUCGCGCCAACAACCCCUCGGCGGCAUGCGCUCGAGUCUUCGACGUCUUCCCUCGAGUCGACACCCGACAGUUCGGACGCUCAGAUAGAGCAGCCGUUCCUAGACGCGUUUGGACUGACUUCGCCCGACGCGCUGGCCCCACCGUCGCCAACCCUGGGGCGCGCGCGUCCUGCAUUGCUCGCGAACCUACGCACGCUAUCUCUGGUUGAUCUGGCCACCUCGUGCGAGCGCUACGCCGACUUUGCGUUGUCGCCGCUCUCGUCAUCCGCGUUCCUUUCGGACUGAUCGGUGCACCUUCCACACAACUCUGUCAGAAAUUCUGGCAGCAUCCACGAGCCUAAAACGCGUCUUAGAAAAUGUAUGCCUUCACGCCAGCCGUCAUUCCCCUUCACGAAUAUCCAUUUGCAUUCACACCAUUCCUACACUCUAUUUCUUGCAUACACAUCUCGC